Molecule: messenger RNA, 6767 nt
Organism: Cydia splendana
Lineage: Eukaryota; Metazoa; Arthropoda; Insecta; Lepidoptera; Tortricidae
Exons: 10
Coding region: 258-4397 (1379 amino acids)
Source: RefSeq, a predicted model, not a curated record
UUUGAACGUCACAAACAUCUGUCAUGUCGUAUAUAUUUAUCCGCUGGCCACUGUCGCGAUAGUAGGCGGAGUUUAUAAUUAUUAAAUUUUUUAGCUCUAACCAUGUUCUCGUUCCACUUUUCGAUAAAAUUCUAGAUAUAUAAUUUUCGCGUUUUGUGCUGUGAUCGUUACGUCGACGGUGAAGUGAAACAAAGGCUGUGCUAAUCGUUGAUAAUUUCGUAUGAUGUCACAACUAUAUCGCGUGAAUCCUUGAAAAUAUGAGUGUUAGUGUUGAAGCGGACGCGUCCAGCCCUCUGUCGGAGGGUCAGAGCGCGGGGUUGGACCAUACUGGGUCGAAGUCAUCAUCCGAUAGUCCAAGUCUCGAUACGACGACCGAGAAUGGUGAGGCAGGUCAGGGCGCCGCGAAAUCGGAGCCGAGCACGCCCAAGCCUCACCCCAUGGCCUUCACGAUCGACUUCGGGGCUUCCAAGCCAGUUGAUAAUCGCAGGCUCGAGGAACUGGCGAAAAAAUCGCAGGCAAGGCAUCAGAGGGUGCAGUCCAUGUCAGCUGGCUUGACACGACCCAGCUCUACGGCUCAGAAGCCUCCCAUGAGCGCUAAGCUGCCUCGGAAAGCCCAAGGAUACAACUCUGAGGGCUACUUCUCCUCAGAUCAGGAAGACAGCUGCUUGUCUGGUUCAGUAAAGCUUCGAAGUAGUCCAUUAGCCCAAGAUAAAGCCCAAUUCAUCACCAGUCCCGUUACAAACAGACAUAUCAAGUCACCCAUCCAUGAUAUUCAGCCUAAGAAAAUGUCCAAAAGUCCUAUAGUUGAUAGUAUCAUGUCCAGGAGUGACAACUUCACGUCCCGACAAGGUUUGAAUCUGCCAUUGAAGAGUGCAAACAGUUCCUACUUGAGAGACGUCCAUAGAACGCCAAGUUACGGUACCUUGAAUCUAUCUUCUAGUUAUCAACGGCCGAUGCCAAAUAUAAUAGACCAGAGUCCUGAAGGGGUGCUAUUAACUGAUAUUUCUAGUCCGGAGUUAGAUAUUUUGACCCCGGACAAUGGUUUAUCAACUCCAGAGAAGAGUCCACUACGCAAAGUCCGAGCCCAGUCUGAAACUCCAGAUUUGUUGUUUAAAAAAUGUAAUUCUAAAGUUGAGCCCUUGUACAUUGAUGAUGAGGUUGACGGACAGUCAAAUUCUUCUACCGGUACAUACACUAUUGAAGGAGAUAACUAUACAGAGGAACAGAAAGCUAGAAUGAGCAUAGACAGGACUUUUGGUAGCUCAAUGAAUGAUACGAUAGAGGAAGUCUUCAGGCCAAGUAGCGAAAGAGACCCAGAACUAGUAUUUGAUUAUCCAAACAGGGUUAUAACAAAAGAACCUAGAAGAGAUUCCUUGCGAAGUCCAAAUCUAAAUGAAACUUUUGAAUUCCCGAAAGUCGCUAAAGACAAAAAUGUUCUAGAAAUCUCAUGUUGCUACGAAUCGCCAUCAGAAACCGAUUUGGCCACACAAACUUCCAAACAGAUCAAAUCUACUCGUAGUUACUUAGAGAAAAUCAAGAAUCGGGUCCGAACAAUCACAGAGAAGACUUUUGCUAAGUCCCCUCCGAAGCAUGGUGAUGAGGUAGAUGUUGGUAGCUUUACCUCAGUCACUACCUCAGGUGUUUUAAGCUCUAAAUAUCCAGUAAAACUAGAAAUCCCUGUCCGUAGACGUUGUAGCCUAACCAAGUCCGAAAUAGAUCAAACAGACUACAUCCACCGAUUGUCCAGAGAAGCUUCAGUACCAGUUUCUUUGCCAAGCAACAAGCCUCUAGAAGCCAAAUUUGAGAGCACCGCCCUUAAAAACGCUCAAAAAGCUUUAAGGGAUGACCAAAUGUCUGACCAAGUAGUGGGACUGUCCUAUUUAAGCUUGAACAGAUGCAAGGGUGACAAGACGUGGAUACAGGACUGGGCGGAGAGUGUUAAGAAGUACAAUAACCACACGUUGGGGAGGAAGGAGGACUUGAAUGGGACUUUUACUGUGGACGACGAGCGGCCGCCUAUCAGCCCGCGACACGUUAAACCCCGCAGCCCGCAUGGCAGCGCGACUAAGAUCCCCAGCCCUGUGGGGACUCUACUGCACAGGCACACACCGGAUCUCAUCCCCGUCCAAGACACCGAGACGUACCUCCUCAAAACGCAAAACGCCAUCACCAACCUACAAGCCAAGCUCAACUCCCGCCCCACCAUUCCCCCCCUACUCACCUCCAGCCUCAUCAGCGAGAAGACCGCCAUCUCCCGUCUUCCAGUCUCGCAACUAAGCCGCUCCAACUCACUCAACUACAGGUUACGAAGAAAAGAUACUUCGGGGGGUAGCAGUCCUUUGAGAAGUCCAGGAAAUUACAUUAUUACUGGCUCAGCCAAAAUUCCAGAAAGCACAAAGAUUUUACUCAACAGCACCUCAAGAUCUUUAGACACAGAUAAAAGAAAACGAGAUUCUAAUAUGAACAGUCCUUCCUCUGAAAGAGGUUUGUUAAGCAACAGUUCUGAUGAUAAAACCAUCUCGAAUCGUCCGCAAUACGAUGUCGACGCGAUUCUUUCACCCCAUAGAAAACACGUUAGGAACAAGUCUUUAGACGGCCCGGAUUACUGUAACACUGACAACAGCAACGCAAAUCUAGUUUGUCUCAAGACGGUACUGAAGAACAAUGCUGAGGCAUAUCCGAGAAUCGAUACCCGUUACCUGGGCGACAAGAAACAUCAGAGGGUAGCGAGCGAUGGGAAAAAACCUGGCUAUACCCACUACGCUCCGUUCGGCUCAUCUAUAAAACGAUCAAGCUCGUUCAACACUGUUAAUAAGAAUAACAAUUAUUUGGAUCCGCAGAGGAUAACCUCUAGAAGAUCGAGCGGACAUUCAGAGGAAUACAAAGACUAUCUAUCCGAUGAAUCUGACAACGGAUCUUAUGAGAAAUCCCAAGAUAGGUACAAACGCACGCAUCGUGGUAGAAUCGAUUCUCCUGAUCUAAAAUCGAUUGCGCCAGCGAAUUCUCCAAAAUGUCCAAAUACCCCAGAGCUGCACAGAAAAUUCGGGCCAGGAUUGGUUAGAAAUUCAGUUCGGGUGACGAAUAAAGAACGAAUGAGGGCGUCAGAACCUAGAGAGGUGCAGAAACCAGUCGGACAUCAGAGUAGGAGGAUAUCGGAGCCCACGAGGCAGGCAGUGCUUAACAGGCUUACGAAGUCUAGGAGUUCAACGAGAGAGUUCCAGCCUAAAGCUCAGGAUAAAGGUCAAAAGAAACCAAGCCAAUACCGUUCAUCGUCCGCACUCGCCUCCAAAGAGGCAGAGUUUAACAACUGGAAGAAACGGUCGUCAUAUGACCCCAUGAAAGCGGCUCAGGAGGGAAGGAGAAAGCAGAUAGCUAAGAGACAGGAGUGCAACAAGGACGACCUUAGUUCUCCCAGCCACUCAUCGCCAGUCCACCGCUCGCAAUCCUUCCACACCACCAACAUAGCGGACCUCGAGACCCUCGACUACUCAUCCGAAGAGGACCCUAUGACCUUACCCAUAGACCCCAUGAUCACCUCAACACACUCGGACAUCUUGGACCUCAGGCCGAAGGAAUACCGCGACUUGAGAAGACAGGCGGUCAAUAAUGAUGUGGUCAUGACUAGGGACUACGUCACUAAUUUCCAGGUCAACCAACCCGCCGAAAAGCUCAAACGCAGCGUACACACAGACAAACGGAAAACCUUCAUCUUAGACGACAUAACGCCGACCAAAGAGAACAUAGAUUUCCUCUCCAAAGCCGAAGCCAUAGACAAGAGAAAAACUUUUAUUCUAGACAGCGAUACGUCAACUACCAAUGGCAGUAGUCCGAGGAAUUCGUCGAUAUUUAGCCACGAGAAGAGUAUGACCACGGGGACUAGUGAUACGGAGGGAGAGAGCGGGACGGAGGAUAGGAGCGCUCCGGUUGUGAUGAGACAGGGAAAGAAGCCGGCGGCACAGGCGAAGCAGCAAAGGUACAGCGGCGAUUUCUCCAUGUCCUCGUCGACCACCUCCCUCAAGAAGCCCAAGCCCGUGGCGCCCCGCUACCUGGACAUCUCCAAGUACAAAAACGAGAGCUCUCCGAAGAACUUCCUGCGCAGAGACCCGAGCAAGACAUACGUGGCCGUGUUACCUGAGCGUCCGCAACGGGGGAGCGCGCAGCAAAUUGAGAUGGAACAAAAGAAACAAGAAUUAGAAAAGUGGAAACGACGUGCAUCAUACGACCCGCGCAAAGCCGCGGCACUAGGCAAGUCGCCCGGCACCAAGGCCCCACCCAAAACCGCCAGCAGCGUCCUGCGAUCUCAGUCGUUCCACGGGCCCGUGCUGACGGCGGGUCGCUACCAGCCGCCGCCGCACAUCGCGGAGACAUACGACGCGUCCAGCGACAACGACUUCUAACUAAACGGCAUGAAAGCUAAUUUCCUUUGAACGUAGCUACUGGCAUGCGCUUCCAACUUGCCAGCGGCACUGGCGCCAGUCGCUUGAACGGUGUAAACGAGCCUUCAGUUAGGAUCUAUGUGAUAGUGUGAGUGUAUUUUGAAAUUCGAAUUGCGUGGUUUUUGGCGCGAAACGUUUUUAUGCAAAGUUUUUUUAUUAGUCGUAGAAAGUAUUUUCCAAAGCGCGGUAGCCAUUUUGAAAUCCUUUGGCGCCAAAUUCAAUCGCGAUUUUUAUUUGAGAUUUUUUUGCGUAGAAUACAUAUAAUGAUGCGCAAUCAUAUUAUACAAGUCAUUUUUUAUUUUAUUUGACGAUUAUUUAAGUUUAAGCUGGGGGCUGAGGCAAUUUUGUUUAUUUACAGAUUUACAAAUUGAAUUGAUAUAGGCUUAUUUACAAUUGGUAUAGAUAAUGGAAUUAUUUGAACCAUUUGGUACUACACUAUGGAAAUAUAUUAAGUACAAUGAUUUAUUUGAGUAUAAUUGAUAGAUAUUUGAGAUUUGUUCAUUGUAUAAUUGUAUAUCAGAGUUAAUAUUAAAUUAUACAGUGUAAUUUAUUGUUGUAUUUACGCCUUAAAUGUUCAUUUGAUGGAUUCGGAAGUUGAACAAAUCAUAAUCAUAAUCGUCAAUGUGAUUUUAUUAAUACAGUUUAAUUACUAUUUAAAAUAUUAUUCCAUAGUAUUGUAGUACCGUCCUGUUUUGUUGUCAAAGUAUUAAAUCGUUAUAUUUAUAAUGCAAUUAUAAUUAAAAGUUUUGAUAUAUAAAUUGGCAUCACUUUAAGUGUAGGUAAGAGAUUCCUUUUAUACAUGUAUCAAAAAUAUCUAGUUGGUUAGUUUUUUUAGCACUAUUCAUAAAUUCAGUAUUUUCUAUGUUGGCUAAUUUUAUUAUUUGAUUAGUUUAAUCAGCAACAAUUUGAUUAGUAUAUAGUAUUUUUCAGACAACUUGGAUACGGUGACAGAUGCCAUCUCCAUACAAUUUAUAGUUGGUCAAACCAGUUUGUCAGUCAGUAACAACCAGGAAAACUUACUCAUCCUUUUCUUUUGAGUGCUAGUAAUAGUGUAAGACAAAGAUAGUAUGAUUCUCUCUUGUCUAUGAUUGAAAUGAGACAGUCCUUUGACAAACUAUAUAACCUUAAAACGCAAAAUCUAGCAACAUUGUAUUUAGAUAACAUAUGUGACCGUACCCAAGCUGUUUGAGAAGUAGUAUAGUAAUUUAUGGACGCCAACAUAUCCUCCUAAAGCUCAUCGAAGAAAAUUUUUCAUUUGAAUUUGAAAUUAAUAGUUAAAGGAGUAAGGCUGAAAUUCUUUUAAUACGUAUUAAGGGAAAUACAACCGUGUUCCAAAUUAAAAUGGUUGAGAUUCCAUUGAAGUAAUUAGUACCAUAGGUAGGUCAGUGGGCGUUGGGACGAUAGUGAAAUGUUAAAUUUAUGAAUAGACUUUUGUUCAUUAUUGCUCAUAUCACAUACAUCGAUGUUGUUUGUAGUAUUUCUUAUGUAUUAUUUGUUGUAGAAACAUAGUUAAGAUUUUUUUUGUAAGUGCAAUAUUUCAUCACAUUUCUUUCCAUUGAGCAAGUACAUAAUGAAAUAAAAAUAGUAACAAAAUUUUUAUCGAAGUUGCUAUUUUUGUACGUUGCGAUUAAUAUAUUUUAUGCGGUAAAUACUCAGGUUAUUCAUAAAAUAUUGAAAAUAAUUGUAUAAAAUAGUUGUGGAAAGCUUUACGAAUAAAUAUGUUGCAAUAUAUAAGUGUAGGAAUUUAAUUAGAUUUCCGAGCAUAAUCCUAUUCUCUGACAGAGAUUAUUUUUGCUGUUCGUCGCUAAAUUUAAUGUAAUAAGCUACUCGAAAUUAAGAAAAGUGAUCAUUAUUUGUAAGUAUUAUUCCUGUAAAGUUGGCUAACAUGUAUUUGUAUUACUUCAUUUUGUUCAAAAGGCCAACAUAAUAAUGUAUUAUUAAAUGAUCUCUAGCAUCUCUAUGGUUUUUCUUUCCGUUUAAAAGAUCUGAGUACUUAUAAAAUACAAAGUUUUCUGAAUUUGGAGUAGUGAUUUUAGGAUAGUGUUACAUUCUCGGCCUUAUUCGAACAAACCUUAUAAGAUGUCACAGCGAUACGACACCAACCUGUCAGUGUCAAAAGUGACAAUUCUUCAACCAAAAGCGUCACUUUUAACGCUGACAGAUCGGUAUCGCAUCUCUGUGACAUCUUAUAAGCAUUGUUGGAAUUGGGCCGUGGCUCCGAAUGAUCAUGUUAAUAUUCAGCGUCAGCCACGUAGUAUUUGUAAUAAUUUGAUGUCUAGCAUUUCGUAAAGAAUAAUAUUUAACAGGAAAUUAAUAAUAAAAACUGGAAGU